GAGCUAGUUCUUAUGGACAUAAUACAAGUGCACAUGGCUACAGACUCACACCAACUCCACUUGUCCUAUAAAUUAUUAGAUGGACCACUCCAUCUAAUAAUUUGUCUAUCUAAUAACCUCUCCUCUCAUCCGCUAAUGAAACAAAAGAGCUAGUGGGUGGAGAGAGAGAGAGAGAGAGAGUCGUGGGGGAUGAAUGACGGCAAUGGCAGGAGAGAAGGCACAAGAAAUGGAGAGAUUAGAGAACGGCAGAGCAGCGGAGCCAGCAAUCAAGUACAGGGGAUGGAGAGUGAUGCCAUAUGUGAUAGGAAAUGAGACAUUCGAGAAGCUGGGGACCAUCGGCACGUCGGCGAACCUUUUGAUCUACCUCACCACCGUCUUCCACAUCAACAGCGUCACCGCGGCCACCACCCUCAAUAUUUUCAAUGGAACCACGAAUUUAACUCCCCUUCUCGGGGCUUUCCUCUCGGACGCGUACUUCGGCCGAUACAUCACUCUGGCAUUUGCUACCGUUUCUUCCCUACUGGGCAUGCUCAUCCUUACCUUGACUGCUGCAAUUUCCAAGCUGCACCCUCCUGAAUGCUUCCAAGGCCAAUCAUGCAUGGGUCCUUCGCCAGGCCAGCUUGCAGUCCUCCUUUGCAGCUUCGGGCUGCUGGUAAUCGGCGCCGGAGGAAUCCGGCCAUGCAACCUACCCUUCGGUGCCGACCAGUUCGACCCCCAUACGGAGUCCGGAAGGAGAGGCAUCGACAGCUUCUUCAAUUGGUACUACUUCAGCUUUACGUUGGCCAUGAUGAUUGCCUCCACGUUGAUCAUCUACGUCCAGAGCAACGUGAGCUGGGCACUGGGCCUAGGCAUCCCCACCAUCCUCAUGUUCUUCUCCUGCGUCCUCUUCUUUAUGGGGUCCAGGCUCUACGUCAAAGUAAGGCCUGAGGGAAGCCCCUUCACAAGCAUUGCUCAAGUUUUGACAGCAGCAUUUAGAAAAAGAGGGCUGAAGCUGCCUGCUGACUCCAAGACAUCCCUCUUCAACCCUCCCCAUCUUAGUGCUCUUGUCACCAAGCUUCCCCACACGGAACAAUUGAGGUUUCUUGAUAAGGCUGCGAUUGUGACGACUGCAGAUGAAAUCAAGCCCAAUGGCUAUGCUGCAAAUCCAUGGAGAUUAUGCAGUAUCCAACAAGUUGAAGAGGUAAAAUGUCUCGCAAGAAUCAUUCCCAUAUGGUCCACGGGCAUCAUCUUCUACCUCGCGAUCGUUCAAGAAACAACUUAUGUGAUCUUUCAAGCCCUUCAAGCUGAUAGGCGUUUUGGGAAGAGUAAAUUUCAAAUACCAGCUGCUUCUAUCAAUGUAUUUGCCAUGCUGGCAUUAACAAUUUGGGUGCCUAUUUACGAUCGCAUUUUAGUCCCACAACUUCGAAGAAUCACCGGGAGAGGAGGGGGCUUAACACUACUACAAAGGAUGGGAAUUGGAAUCAUUCUCUCCAUAAUUGCUAUGGUAAUCUCUGGAUUGGUCGAAGAACGGAGGAGGAGUUACGCCCUUCACCGGCCGAACCUUGGGACUACACUGACUGGCGGUGCCAUCUCAUCCAUGUCUAGCUUUUGGUUGGUGCCUCAGCUUGUGCUUUUGGGUGUUGCUGAGGCUUUUAAUUUGAUCAGUCAAAUCGAGUUCUACUACAAGGAAUUUCCUGAGAACAUGAGAAGUGUUGCUGGGGGUCUGCUCUUAAGUGGUAUUGCAUGUGCUAAUUACUUGAGUGGUUUCAUGGUGACAUUAGUCCAUCGAACAACUGGCCACAAUGGGAAAGAAAAUUGGUUGGACGGAGAUCUAAACAAGGGAAGAUUGGAGUAUUUUUACUACUUGAUUGCUAUAAUUGGAGUUCUCAACUUCAUGGUUUUCAUUGUUUGUGCCAAGUGGUACCGAUACAAAGGCCUAGAAGAUGGCUCUGAGAUUGCCUUGGAAAAAAGCAAAUUAAAACCUUCCCCUGCUUCAAUUAAUACUUGAGAUGAAGAUUAUUCUUGUCUGUAUGUUGUGUUUUAGUUGUUACAAUACCGGUAAGGACAUAAAUGAAACAGAUCAAUGAUGAUGUAUUUUAAUUUUUUUUUUUCCUGCACAUUUGUAUGGUCGCUAGCCAUUCUCUGUCCCAUUCCUUGUACGUGUUUAGAAGGUCAGAGGAAAUCAAACCCAUCUUGCAAAAAGAAAACCUUCUUAAUGUUAACAAGCCAUUCAUAUGUUUCUUUG
Messenger RNA from Elaeis guineensis (African oil palm), 2224 nucleotides. RefSeq names its product protein NRT1/ PTR FAMILY 2.9. Gene Ontology annotation, molecular function: transmembrane transporter activity. Gene Ontology annotation, cellular component: membrane. The record is from RefSeq and is a predicted model, not a curated record. Gene Ontology annotation, biological process: transmembrane transport. NCBI's taxonomy places the organism in Eukaryota, Viridiplantae, Streptophyta, Magnoliopsida, Arecales, Arecaceae.